Myxocyprinus asiaticus (Chinese sucker) is the source of this 4689-nucleotide messenger RNA. It is a transcript of the gene amotl1, whose product is annotated as angiomotin like 1. NCBI's taxonomy places the organism in Eukaryota, Metazoa, Chordata, Actinopteri, Cypriniformes, Catostomidae. The coding region runs from base 435 to 3437 and encodes 1000 amino acids. The record is from RefSeq and is a predicted model, not a curated record. Gene Ontology annotation, biological process: actin cytoskeleton organization; angiogenesis; establishment of cell polarity involved in ameboidal cell migration. The transcript has 12 exons. Gene Ontology annotation, cellular component: plasma membrane; bicellular tight junction; cytoplasmic vesicle.
UAGGACCCAGGAGCGCUUUUUGUCCAGCACACGCGCAUUCCUGUCAUACCGCAGUGAAUGGAAGUGAUUGUUGUGAGUCCGUCAAACGCGCUCAGCGCUGCGAUCAGCUGCUGAGAGUCCCGGGACAUUCACUCUCAAAACAUAACCAAUCUGACAGAUUGAGAAAUCCGCGUCAAGAUCUCCGAGAAAUUUCUAAACAUAACUUUCAUCAUUUUUCUGCCUUCUUUUGUGAAGUUUCCUCAGAGGAGUCAAUGUAGCGGAAGAUGUGAUCAAAUAACAUGAUGCGUGACUCGUGUUUACCAGCUCUCAGCUGAAGCUGACAAAUCUGCGUUUUCCAAGCACUAGGGUUUCUAUGUUGGUGAUGUUCUGGUAACAUCAUCCAUUUCCUUGGUGCAUAUCCUUGCUACCUUUUGCCCACACGCUCAGCGGCAGACAUGCGUGUUUCUGAGGACGGCAUGUCGGGAACCAUGCUUCAGAGGCUUAUGCAAGAACAUCUGCAAUACGAAACAAGUGGAACCAGAGGAGGCUUACAAAACGAAAGCUCUCAGAUGCAAAGCAGUCCCAUGUCUACAGAGAACCUGCUCUUACAAGAGGAGGGUCAAGUAUCCCAUUUGUAUCAGCCUAUACUCCCACAGAGUCAGUCACGACAGGAACCUCAAGGUCAGGAGCAUCAAGUGGACAGCUGCUCCAUGGAGAAGAGCAGUGGAGUGGGUCAGGUUGCAGGUAGAACAGUCCAGACAAACCUGACUUUGCCUAGAUUUGAUACCCUUGAGCUUCCAUCUUAUGAGGAGGCUAAAACCCAGUCUCACCUGUACAGAGGACAACAGAGUCCAAUGAACACUAUGUCCCAAAACCUAGAAUACACCCACCAGAGUCUUCAAAAUUCAGACAUCCCAAACCAGACUCUUCCAAACAAUCUGCAACAAAAUCAGAACCUGGUCCUUCACAAGGAAGGCCAUGAAAACCUUGUCAACCAAAGUCAGCAGCAAGACAACCACGUCCAACAGACGCAACAGUUUUCAAUAGUGUCUGACAAACCCACAGGCUCACAAUCCUGUCCUCCGUCACUUUGCAAUGCACAUUCACUCUCCUCCCCUCCUUCCCUUUCAUCUUCUUCCACCUCUCUCUCCACGGUACCUGUGAAGGCCCGUGUGGAAGGUCGAGCGUGGGUCCAGCGAGGGAUAACUGCUGGUACAACUCUUCAGGAUGAAGGCCUGGCAGAAUUAAAACAGGGUCAUGUUCGUUCGCUCAGUGAAAGGCUCAUGCAACUCAGCUUAGAAUGCAAUGGAGCUAAGCAAAGUGGGGGACACUCCAGUUCUCCCUGCCCAGGAGACACUACUCUUUGUGGUGUUGAGAGUACAGCAAAUUCCCCCUCACCUAGCAAGACCUCUACAAUUACAUUUCUACCUCCACCACCACCCCUAACCUCACCACAAUUGGCUUUGGAACAAAGAGGUCCUCCCCCAGAAUAUCCUUUUAAGUUCAAGGUAAAAACAGUGCUUCCGGCAACAUUAAACUCCAACCCAAGGUCUCUGGAACAUGACCCCCUCUACAGUGACACCUUGACAGCAGCCGUGAUGGAGACAGUGCCACAUACAAAUGUAGCAAGGCAGCGGCCAAUAUCUCUAAGUGCUUCAUCACAGCACCAACAGCAGAACUGUCCCAUGUUCUCAGAGAGCUUUAUCCUGCCUUCUCAGGCUUCUCAAUGGCCAUAUCAGCCUGUAUCUCUGUCACAGUCUCCGGGAUUUCCUGCAGCUCAGACUGGAUCUGUGAUACAGGGACUGUCUCUACGUGAGGCCCCUUUAGGACAGCCUUUCCCAGGGGAAGCAUUUGCCAUGGUGAGCCAUGCACAGCAGAUGCUGGAGAUCUUAAAAGAGGAGAACCAAAGCCUUAGACAAGAGCUUCACAAGCAAAAUGAAAAAGCCGGCAAACUACAACGGUUGGUGGUGGAGGUUGAGCAUCUGUCUGAUGCAUAUGAGAGUUUAGUGAAGAGCUCAUCCAAACGAGAGGCUCUGGAUAAAACCAUGAGGAAUAAACUAGAGGGAGAGAUCAGACGCCUUCAUGACUUCAACAGAGACUUGAGAGACCGUUUGGAAACAGCCAAUCGGCAACUAGCCAAUCAGGAGUUGGAUGGACAAGAGGAUGGAAACUUGUAUCUUUCACUUAGAAGAGAAAGCCUGAAAGAUCUGGAGAAUUUCGAGAAAGAGGCAGCCAGCCUCCGAUCAGCCAAUGAGGAUCAGCAGCGACACAUUGAAAUCUUAGAACAGGCUUUGAAUAAUGCUCAGAGUAAAGCCGUCAGAUUAGAGGAAGAGUUGAGUAAAAAGCAGAUGUAUGUGGAGCGGGUGGAGCGGUUGCAGCAGGCACUAGCACAGCUCCAAGUUGCAUGUGAGAAACGAGAGCAGCUGGAGAAACGUCUGCGUACCCGCCUGGAGAGAGAACUGGAGGCACUGCGAACUCAACAGCGUGCUGGUGUAGGUGUUCCCCUUGCUGUGUGUGAGUCCAGUGCCCCUGCACUGUUGGAUCUGCUGAGGGAGAGAGAGGAGAGGAUUCUGGGAUUGGAGGCUGAUAUGAUGCGCUGGGAGCAAAAGUACUUGGAGGAGAGUGCAAUGAGACACUUCGCUAUGGAAGCAGCAGCUACGGCCGCAGCACAGAGAGACACAACUAUAAUUCAGCAUUCUCGCAGUGGCAGUUACAGUGACGGCUCGCUGUGGCAGCAUGAGGAUGAGAACAGAGCCCAGAGCAGUCGCCGCUGCCAGGAUAUGGAGCAAAGGAUGAAGGACUUGCAUGCUCAGCUGCUGGCGAAAGAUGCCAUGAUUAAAGUCCUACAACAUCGUUCCCGUCGAGAACCUGCCCCUCUGCGCCCUGCCCGCUCUGUGCCCUCCAUUUCUAUAGCGACAGGACUGCAUGCGCGGCAGACCUCACAGACUGAUCGAAGAGAUCAGCACAGCUGGAAGGGCAGUACGAGUGCACUCUUGGGAAAAGACCCAGUAGAGCAAAUCCUCCCCUCUCUGCCCUCUGUUUCACUCUCUGUCUCUUCACUGCUCUCUCCAUCAUUCUCCUCUCUGCCCUCCUCUUUUCCUUCCUUCCUGGCUUCGUCAGGUUCAAGCACAUCUUUAAUAACCUCAUCCUCAUGUCUUCCCCGCUCCAUCCCUCCCUCUUCCUCCUCCAUGUUACCCUUGCCCUCCUCAACCUCUAUCCAGCCUCCUGCAUCUUUCUCUCUUCCCUCCACUCCUCUCCUGUCCCUUCAUUCCAAAUCAGCCAGCAGAGACAGCAGCAGUCAAACAGGCCAGAGUCAACAGACGUUUAGAGCUUUAUCCACCAGAAGACAAGAGAUGAAAGAAUCUCCAUCCACCCAGAGUAAAGCCCUAGAUGGUCGAGCACAGCUGAGUGGAGGACAGAAGCUGCCCGACCUGGACCUGGUGGAGAUCCUCAUCUGAUAGAACAGCCCUGGAAUAUCUGUAGCAUUCCUACAGAAAGCAUAGCAUUCAGAGAGAGAGAGAUUGGGAGAGCAAGGAAGUGUAAAAGAAAAUGUGAGAGAGAAGGAAAGAGAGAGGACAAAAGUACUAAAGUCUUUGUUUAGACCUGUUAUUAAGAUUGCGUUUUGGGCGAUCUGAUCACAAGUGGACGGGCAAGACAUCUGACGCCUAUGCUAAGAUCUGCUAGUGAUCACUGUUACUGCAUGAUAAUAAACCACAAAGUAAAAUAACUAAAAAUUAAACCAAUAAAGCACAUACAUGAUGUUUAGAGCAGAACUCUUGUUUUAGUGCAGUGGUUAAUUGACAAGUAGUAGGCAGUGCUUCACUGUGUCUUCAACGCAUUUGAAUGGUUGAGUUUACACUAUGAGCCCAAUGUGGUCACAUAUGUUUUUGUCCACCUCCGAGUGUGAUUGAAGGGGACAGAUCUCAAAAAGUUUUGGACCGUUUACACCUUUAGUGUCUUAAUUGUCAUCCCAUUUCAAACGGAUCAACCGAAAUGCAUCUUAAUACCAGAUGUAAAAAGGGUCAAAGAGAGCAGAAAAGAGUGAGAAGAGGUGGUAUUGUGCCUCCACCUCAUUAUUAAAGAAAUAUUCUGGAUUCAGUACAAGUUAAGGCAUAAUGUUUAUUACCACAAACAAAUAAUUACGACUCAUCACUCCUUUGAGGUGAGGCACUUACAAUGGAAGUGAAUGGGAACCAUUUUUGGAGAGUUUAAAAGCAGAAAUGUGAAUCUUAUAAUUUUAUAAAAGCACUUACAUUAAUUCUUCUACAUUAAGUCAUUUUAGGGUUUAGGGUUUACAUCGCCAUUGCAAUGAAGAUCUAAAACUGUGUAGAACACUACACACAAAAAAGGUUAAUAAGCGAUUUUAUCACACUAAAAUCAUGUUAACACACAUAUUGUUUAAGUGUUGUGGCUAUACUUUUGAAACAGCAAGUAUUUUGGCAUUUAUAUAUUGGCCGAUUCACUUCCAUUGUUCUCACAAAACCUGUCAAGAAAAUGUUUUGGUAAUAUUUAAACCCAAAUCAAUAGGUUACAAAACAAAAAAAACUAAAAAUUGUUUUCAAUUAUUUUUUGCAUAAAGAAAAUGAAACCUACAUUUAGGACUAAUAUUUUUUGGCAUCGUGACAUUAUUUUCUAGUUGUUUACAAUCAUGAUUCGCCAUUAGCGUAAUACAGAAAAUAUAUAUAUAUAUAUAUAUAUAUAUAUAUAUAU